AUCUAUCUAUAACGUCGGCGCAGUUUUUUAAAAGGACACUGUGCCUUUAAGACACGUCAUCACAGUCCAAGAUGGCAGCGCACUAAUUCUCUACGACAACACAUCCUAGCAAUGUCUGCAAAUAUCAUUAAGUUUUCGAUUUGAGGGCUAAGACGCGGAUUUCUCCUGCACAUUUUUAAAAAUACACAUUCAAUGAAACCGAUAUUUAGACGGACACUUCCUCCGUCCGUGAGGAGUCUUCUGACUGACAUAGGUCCAAAAGACGAGUGGCCGGAUGAAGAAGAGGAUGCCUCAGCGGUCAGCAGGGACGGGAUCCUGCUUCCUGAAAGAGGGUCCUCAUUUGGGAAUGAAGGCUUUAUCUCUCGAGCUCAGGCCGACGGGAAAAACACUAAAGUGUGCAUGCUGUGCAACUGCAAGCCUGCGUGCUACACCUGCCCACGGUGCAAUUUACAUUACUGUGGCGUAGCUUGUUACCGCAGCCCGGAUCACUCCUUAUGCUCAGAGGACUUCUACAAAGAAUCUGUUCUCGAGGAGCUGAAGAACAUGGGGGAAACAGACCAAGAAGGGAAGAAGAAAAUGCAGGAGAUUCUUCUCAGUUUAAGACAAAAGGCACAAAUGACAAACGGAGGAAUCGAAAGUGUGUUCAGAGAAGCAGGAAUAGAACAAGAUACCGACAUUAAGGCUGUGGACCUCCUGUCCAGAUUAGCUGAACUUCAGGAAUUCGAAGCAGAUAGUGUGGAGGAAAUUGAGGACAUCUUGAAAACGUUGGAAGGGAUCGGAGAGGACGAAGCAGAUGAGGAGCCGUCGGGAAGCGUGGCCCGACAGCUGUCAGAGCUUGAUCUCGACAAGCUCUCUGAAGAAGAGCUGUGGGCACUCCUUGACAGCCGGGAAAAGGAGAAGUUCACAGGUCUCCUGAGGGGGGGAGCGCUCGGUGGUUUGAUCCCCGUGUGGAGGCCGUGGUGGGAGGAACACGAAGAGGAGGGGAAAGCGCUGGUGGAGGUGCUGAAGCAGGAGGUUCAGAAACCAGACAAGAAAGUGAAAAAGACUCAAGACAAGAAUAAAACCUCUAUAGUCUGUGGUGUUCCUGCGAUCUCUGCAAAAAUCCCCAAACUAAACUCGUUAUGUCGGAAUCCAUCGCCGUUGGUGUGCUACAGUGUGAUCAACACUCUUUAUUGCUAUGCUUUUACAUUGCAGCUCUUCAACGGCGACCCCGAUUCGCUCCCGUUUGAGUUCUGCGAUAUGAUGCUCACGUUGUCCGAGGGCCUGAGCUCUGGCAAGGUUUUCAACUCCGUGCAAGAGGCCGUGCACAGCGGAGAGACCCUCAUCUUAGGAGGAGGAUACCUCAACAAACAAGAAUCCCGCGCCACAGACUUGGCAGUCGAAGCCACCGCUCACAUCCUGACGGGUCGAGACGAGGAAAACGCCACCGUAUACAUCCUUGCAGCCUUGAGUCAGCUGCGCUCAGCGCUCACCCGAGCCAGAGCCGCUCUUUCCAAGGAGGGCGAAGGAGGUGCGAAGAGACAGAAAUACUUCCUGGCUUCCAAGAAGUGCGAAUUCUUUCAAGCCUGGACGCUGGAUCGUUCGCUUCACACACGUGGGCUGGCUUUGGAGCUGUGGAACGAGCACAGUCGACGAGAGGCUGACAGGGAAAGCGUGGAGGAAACAAAGAUGCUUGUUGAGGAGAGCUUUAAAAAAGGGAAAAGGAAAGGUCAUACGAAGAUGAUCCAAGAAUUAAACUAAGAGUUAUUACUGUAUCAAGAUUUCUGGUGAAAUAAAAUAAUUCUCUCACUAUUCAUAAAAUGUUGUGUGCUUAUACUGUAUAUGUGAAUAAAAGUGCAUAACAGGUCAACACAUA
Molecule: messenger RNA, 1855 nt
Organism: Syngnathoides biaculeatus (alligator pipefish)
Lineage: Eukaryota; Metazoa; Chordata; Actinopteri; Syngnathiformes; Syngnathidae
Gene: znhit2
Product: zinc finger, HIT-type containing 2
Exons: 2
Coding region: 193-1740 (515 amino acids)
Source: RefSeq, a predicted model, not a curated record